Molecule: messenger RNA, 1655 nt
Organism: Leopardus geoffroyi (Geoffroy's cat)
Lineage: Eukaryota; Metazoa; Chordata; Mammalia; Carnivora; Felidae
Gene: SMARCB1
Product: SWI/SNF related, matrix associated, actin dependent regulator of chromatin, subfamily b, member 1
Exons: 9
Coding region: 204-1361 (385 amino acids)
Biological process (GO): regulation of transcription by RNA polymerase II; chromatin remodeling
Cellular component (GO): nucleus; nuclear chromosome
Molecular function (GO): transcription coregulator activity
Source: RefSeq, a predicted model, not a curated record
AGCGUCAACGCCCGCGCUUGCGCACUGAGGGCGGCCUGGUCCUUUGCGGCGGCGGCUGAAGAGCCCGGAGACGGCUCUAGCACCUGAUCUGUCCGCCCUUCGCCGCCCGGUCUCGGCUGUUCUCGGCUCGGCAAGGCUCGGCUCCUCCUCAGUCCUCCCGAUCCCUUGCAGCUCGGCCUCGGCCGCCCGCCUCCGCCGCCGAAAUGAUGAUGAUGGCGCUGAGCAAGACCUUCGGGCAGAAGCCCGUCAAGUUCCAGCUAGAAGACGACGGAGAAUUCUACAUGAUCGGCUCUGAGGUGGGAAACUACCUCCGUAUGUUCCGAGGUUCUCUGUACAAGAGAUACCCCUCACUCUGGAGGCGACUAGCCACUGUGGAAGAGAGGAAGAAAAUAGUUGCAUCGUCACAUGGUAAAAAAACAAAACCUAACACUAAGGAUCAUGGAUACACAACCCUGGCCACCAGCGUGACGCUGUUAAAAGCUUCAGAGGUGGAAGAGAUUCUGGACGGCAAUGAUGAGAAGUACAAGGCCGUCUCCAUCAGCACGGAACCCCCCACCUACCUCAGGGAACAGAAAGCCAAGAGGAACAGCCAAUGGGUGCCCACCCUGCCCAAUAGCUCCCACCAUCUGGAUGCUGUGCCCUGCUCCACGACCAUCAACAGGAACCGCAUGGGCCGGGACAAGAAGAGAACCUUCCCUCUGUGCUUUGAUGACCACGACCCAGCUGUGAUCCAUGAGAAUGCCUCCCAGCCUGAAGUGCUGGUCCCUAUCCGGCUGGACAUGGAGAUCGACGGGCAGAAGCUGCGAGAUGCCUUUACUUGGAACAUGAAUGAGAAGCUGAUGACUCCUGAGAUGUUUUCAGAAAUCCUCUGUGAUGACCUGGAUUUGAACCCUCUGACAUUUGUGCCAGCCAUCGCCUCUGCCAUCAGGCAGCAGAUAGAGUCCUACCCCACAGACAGCAUCUUGGAGGACCAGUCAGACCAGCGUGUCAUCAUCAAGCUGAAUAUCCACGUGGGAAACAUUUCGCUGGUGGACCAGUUUGAGUGGGACAUGUCAGAGAAGGAGAAUUCACCAGAGAAAUUUGCCCUGAAGCUGUGCUCAGAGCUGGGGCUGGGCGGGGAGUUUGUCACCACCAUCGCGUACAGCAUUCGGGGACAGCUGAGCUGGCAUCAGAAGACCUAUGCCUUCAGUGAGAACCCCCUACCCACGGUGGAGAUUGCCAUCCGGAACACAGGCGAUGCUGACCAAUGGUGCCCACUGCUGGAGACUCUGACAGACGCUGAGAUGGAAAAGAAGAUCCGAGACCAGGACAGGAACACAAGGCGUAUGAGGCGUCUUGCCAACACUGCCCCAGCUUGGUAACCAGCCCGUCUGCGCAUGGCUCCCACGGAGCAUUGAGAAGAUCGGACCGCCUCUCCUUCAUCUUCUGGCAAGGAGGGAGGCAAAGGGGCAGGCCGGGGCCAUCCUGAGGAACAUGGGGUGUGGGGAGGGCUUCUGGUCACCCUCCCCUGGGCACAUUCCAUUUGUUGAGCCCAGUCCCUGUCCAAGUCUCUGGUCAGAAAGAGGCCUCGUUUUGGGUUAUGUUUUGUUUUUGUAUAGGAGCCCCAGGCAGGGCUAGCAACACUUUUUAAAUAAAAGACAACAGGUCAUGUUCCA